This is a messenger RNA of Wasmannia auropunctata (little fire ant), 2150 nucleotides long. RefSeq names its product twinkle protein, mitochondrial (gene mtDNA-helicase). Bases 17 to 1930 code for a protein of 637 amino acids. Gene Ontology annotation, cellular component: mitochondrion. The transcript is spliced from 7 exons. Lineage: Eukaryota; Metazoa; Arthropoda; Insecta; Hymenoptera; Formicidae. The record is from RefSeq and is a predicted model, not a curated record. Gene Ontology annotation, biological process: mitochondrial DNA replication. Gene Ontology annotation, molecular function: ATP binding; single-stranded DNA binding; 5'-3' DNA helicase activity.
CGCUUAGACAAGAGAAAUGUCUUUAAAAUUAUUAAUGCGCUCUCUGACUGUAGAAGGACGUGAUAAAUUUCGGAUGGUUUACCGUCGUUUGUAUUCCACUGUUAGUAACGUUAUGAACGAGCCAGUACCCGGAGUGUCGUUAUUUCAAAUAAAACAAAUUCUGAAGCAAAAACAUAUCGCCACCAUCGAGGGACAUGCGUGUAUAAUCACUGAAUACAAUCACUGUCCUAUAUGUGACUGUGAUAAACCUAAAAGGACAAAAAUUUAUAUUAAUAAGACAACAGGAUACUUUCUAUGUGACGGAUGCAAUUCUAAGGGAGAAUGGAAUAUAUUGGAGAAAUUUUUGACAAGAUCGAACAAGGCUACGCAAGAGGAAUUGAAAACUUUGAGAAAUGCCAUCAAAGUUCAAGAAAAUUAUGAAACAAAAUGGAAUAAUAUAAUUAAGUCUAAUCAGCCAAUUGCAAAUUUAUCGUCAGAGUCGUACGAGCGAGUUCUGAAUACAUUCUCUCUCCCGAGAAUUUCGCAAGAGGACAUUUUACAGUUAAAUGGUGUAUACGCGGCUGAACCAGGAUUAUUAUACUUUCCAUUAAUCGCUUUCGGCAGUGUUACGGGUUACAAGACCCUUUCCAGUGAACCCGAAUUGGAACAUACCGUACCUACCUCGAAUGUUGGUGGAUUUAUCAUUUACAAGCAAAAAAAUACCAGAAGUGACGCGACUGCGGUGGUUGUGCCGGCGAUACACGAUUUAUUAGCGCUAGUGUCUCAAAGGGCAGCGAGCGUGAUCGUCUGCCUGCCGUACAAUUUGCAAAAUUUGCCGCAGCAGCUGUUGCCGAAUUUCGAAAGUUUCAAGAAAUUAAUACUGUGGUUCGGAAACGACGAGCCCAGCUGGUAUACAGCCAGGCAAUUCGCUAAGAAAUUAAACGAGAAGAGGUGCUACUUCGUGAGACCGAUCGACACGCAACCCAGACCGAAACUAGCCGCCGACAGGGGCUACGACCUGAAGAGUAUUUUGAAGAAUGCCCAGCCGAUCUGGCAUAGAAGUAUUACUAUUUUCGACGAUCUCAGGCAAGAUGUGCUGUGCGAUUUGCAGAAUAUAGAUAGAGUCCAGGGUGUGAAGUGGAAAAGAUAUCCUGCCUUGAGUCGAAUUUUGAAAGGGCACAGGAGAGGAGAGUUUACGAUACUAACGGGACCAACUGGGAGUGGCAAAACUACGUUUAUGAGCGAGUAUUCGUUAGAUUUAGCAAUGCAAGGUGUCAACACGCUGUGGGGUAGUUUCGAAAUCAGAAAUGCUCGCCUAGCUAAAACCAUGCUGCAGCAAAUGGCAGAGGUGUCUCUGGAAGACAAUCUGGAUAAAUUCGACACGUAUGCAGACGCUUUUACCAAAUUACCGAUUUAUUUUAUGACCUUCCACGGUCAGCAGAACAUCAGAGUUGUUAUGGAUGCAGUUCAGCAUGCAACUUACGUGCAUGAUAUAGCUCAUGUGAUAAUUGACAAUAUGCAGUUCAUGAUGGGCAUGUCGGAAGAAAUGGAAACCGACAGAUUCUGGAAACAGGACAAGAUCAUAGCGGAAUUCAGGAAUUUUUCUACAAAAUACAAUUGCCACGUUACGUUGGUUAUACAUCCGAGGAAGGAGCGAGAAGACGAAUUGACAACCUUGUCCAUUUUUGGCAGCGCUAAGGCGAGUCAGGAGGCCGACAACGUAUUGAUCAUACAGGACAAAAGACUUACUAGCAUAAAGGGAAAGAAAUAUUUACAGGUUGCGAAGAACAGAUACAGCGGGGAUUUAGGUAUAAUGAUUCUGGAAUUUGACAAAACCAGACUUAGUUAUCAGCAAAGGAAGAAGGUGAAAUCGGAGGAAGUGAAACCAAGAGAGGACAAUAAAGCAAAAGAAGCGAAAGAAGCUGUUCCUUCGGAGGCAAAGUUGAAUUAAAAUUGUAGGAAAAAUACGACCGAAGUAUAGCACUGGAAAAGAUUUUGCCGAUCGAUGUGUAUUUUCGUAGUAAAGUAUAGACAUUUUGUAUAAAUCGUAUGAUGAUAUAUUUUUUUAUACGAAACUUUAAAAGAGUGGAAAAAUUUUCAGAGAUAUUUUAUAGAAAAUGGAUAUAAAAAAACAUGUAAAAUUGAUUAAACCGUUGUGACGUCGCAUACAU